This is a messenger RNA of Drosophila busckii, 8240 nucleotides long. RefSeq names its product polyhomeotic-proximal chromatin protein (gene E(Pc)). Bases 1285 to 7659 code for a protein of 2124 amino acids. Gene Ontology annotation, cellular component: piccolo histone acetyltransferase complex. The transcript has 11 exons. The record is from RefSeq and is a predicted model, not a curated record. NCBI's taxonomy places the organism in Eukaryota, Metazoa, Arthropoda, Insecta, Diptera, Drosophilidae. Gene Ontology annotation, biological process: regulation of transcription by RNA polymerase II.
ACGUGUCCGCAGAAGAAAAACAAUUUCUUGCGUAUUUGUUGACAAAACUGUCAUAUUAUUGCCAAUAACGCUGCGGAAAACGAAAAUACAGUGAAAGCAUAUGAUUUCCAUGCAAAUCUGAUGUGAUCUGGUCAAAUAAAGUGCAAGAGAAUGUGCGUGAAAAAUAUUUUUAUCGGCUACAGCAACAACAAAAACAGCAAAAAUUGAUAGAAAAAGAAUAGAGAGAGCACUGAUUACAACAACCCGAUAAUAAUAAUAAGAAGCAUAAGAAAAAACAUAAACAAUUAAUAAGAAUAAAGAUGAACUGAAAUGUGCAAAUUUGAUCAACGUAAUUAUGCCAAUUCACAUAAUUUUUUCGAUUUCAACGUGAAAAAUGUCGUCGACACAAUUGCUGCACUCGUUAUUGUUGUUGCUACCAUUGCGUUGUCGUCGUAAUUGCAAUAAACUAAACACUUUAGCACUGUUGUUGCUCUCAGCGCUGUUUGCAUACAACACGCAACGACGACGACAGCAGCAACCGCAACAGCAGCAGCAGCAGCAACAUCAGCAGAUAGCAGCAGAGGCUGAAGCUGAAGCUGAGGCACCGGCAGAGAAGGACAGCAGUGGAGAGUGCAACAGUAAUUACAGUAGUAAUACAGUAACACAGUUGGACACAGCUUUAUAUAUAACAGUAGCCACUGUUAAUUGGCGUUCUAACAACAGCAACACCAGCAGCAGCAGCACGAGCAGCAGCAGGAGUCGACAGUUGGACACAGUAAACGGCACGGGAGCGCAAAGGGGCACAGGGGCUGCGUACAUUAGCUGGCACAGCAGCCAUUGCCACCGCAGCCCCGGUGCUCAGUCGUCGGAGGCGCAGGCAGAGCAGCAGCAGCAGCAGUUGUUGCACACAACUUUAAAUAAGACUCGUGCGGCGUUGAAGUUGACGCCGUUGCAUACACUUAAGAGCAGCAUAUCUCCUCCAUCCAGAAGCGCGAGGCUGACAGCAACAACAAAAACCACAACAACAGCAACAAAAACAACGAAACUACUGUUGCAAGGCUCGUGUACAACAGCAGCAGCAACAACAACAACAACAACAACAAACACAAAUCGUUGCAGCAGCAUACCGCCGUUGAUAGACGGCAAUUGCUUACGCAUAGCAUUCAUAGCAACUUAAGAGUCACCACCAACACCCACACACACACAUCCAAAAACACACAGUAAUUCCACACAUCAACACACACACUCAAACAAACAAACACAUUUAGCAUCAACAAACAACGUUCCAUUUAUAACAGCCACAAAAUGUCAAAGCUAUCAUUCAGAGCACGCCAUCUGGAUCCGUCCAAGCAGAUGCCCAUCUACUUGGCGGAGGAGUUGCCCGAUUUACCCGAAUAUUCGGCUAUAAAUCGCGCCGUGCCGCAAAUGCCCAGCGGCAUGGAGAAAGAGGAAGAGUCGGAACAUCAUUUGCAACGCGCCAUUUGCACUGGUCUGAUCAUACCUACGCCGGAGGUGCUGCAAACCGAUCAGCCCUUCUAUGAUGCUUACUAUCCGCCAGACUAUAAAAUGCCGCGUCAACUUAUUCACAUGCAACCUUUGGGCUUAGACACAGAUGUGCCGGACUAUGAUAUGGACAGCAUUGAUGUGGAUUGGCUGAGCCAGCAGCAGCGCUUGCAGUUAACCGAGCUAAAGUUUGAACAAAUGAUGGACCGACUGGAGAAGAGUUCGGGCCAAACGGUGGUUACGCUUAACGAGGCCAAAACGCUGCUCAAUCAGGAUGAUGAGACUAGUAUAUCGGUAUACGAUUAUUGGCUUAACAAACGCCUCAAGAUGCAACAUCCGCUGAUACUCACUGUUAAGACGGAAAGCCGACCUGGUGCCAGUUCCAAUAAUCCCUAUUUGGCGUUUCGUCGACGUACCGAGAAAAUGCAAACACGCAAGAAUCGUAAAAACGAUGAGACCAGCUACGAGAAAAUGCUCAAGCUGCGCCGUGAUCUUCAUCGUGCCACAACCAUAUUGGAAAUGGUGCGACGUCGCGAGGAAACAAAGCGCGAUCAUCUCAAAACCACAGUCAACAUUUUUGAGAAGCGCGUAGAGAUGCGUGAUUUCAAUGGCGCCGUCUAUUCCGAGCUCAAUGCGCAGUACAAGAACUCGAGACCCGCCUACAAUCCCUUGUAUGCGAAUCAAUACUCACAAGGCGCAGCGGCUGGUGGCGCUACAGUUGCGCAUGGAGCACUCUUGGCCUCCGCCGGCGGUGUGCUGCCAGCGGGUAUGCUGAACGCUGCUGGUGUUACCAGCUCAGCUGCUGUCUAUGCGCAGGCCUCGCAGUACCUGAACACAACGAGUCUGGAGGGCAGUAACAGCAGCAGUCGCAAGGAGAAGCGUACAUACAAGAAGCGCAAGCACAAACCGCUGCGCGAGAAGCAGUUGCUCUCCCAUCAGCAGACGCAUCAUCAGACACAGCCACAUCCUCAGCAGCAGCAUCAGCAGCAACAACAACAGUAUUUGCCAGCGUCGGGCGUUUCGCCAGCGAGCUUGUCACAAUUGAAUCGUUCGAGCGCCUCGCCGGCUGCCAUCGAUUCCAAUUUGGACAGCGAGGAGGAGGAUUAUCUUGGCACGGGCAACCAAAAUGGCAACAAAUUGGGCUCCGAAAGCGAAGACGAAGCGCCGUUUGCAUUUAGACGCAAACCCAGCUGUAAUUACCUGCGGACACGUGAAGCUAGCGAGGGUCGCUGGCCUUGGGAGCUGCCAGCUGAUGCUAUCGAUGAUGAGGAUGAUGAACAAUUCGAGCUGGAUGCGCCGCCCGGUGCGGCAAAUAGAAUGCUCGGCUCUGAUGCUAAGUACCGCUAUACGCUCACCUCGCUCAAUUAUCCCAGACCACGUUGCAUUGGCUUUGCGCGUCGUCGUUUGGGACGCGGUGGACGCGUGCUGCUCGAUCGUGCGCGCAGUCGUUACGACGACUUGUGGUCGCAGCUGGACUACACGGUGCUGGAGAGUGUUGUGAGCAUUGGCAAGCCGAAGCUGAAGCGUGCGCAUGAGCAACUUGCCAAGCCCAGUUCACCGCCCACUGUCGUCGACUUGCCAACGCCAGCGCCGGCGGCGGAGGAUGCGAUUAGCGUUAAGCAGGAGGAAGAGCAGCAGCCGGCGCAAGCCAGCAGCAAGCCCGUGCCGCUGGAGACAGAGCCAGAGCCAGUGGCCGUGCCCGUGGAGCUGGUGGCACAGGAUAAAUACUGCAUGGAGGAGGAUGAGAAUGUGUCACGUUUGAACGUCUAUAGCUCUGCGAUAACGCUGCCGCCGACGCUGACGGAUCUGAGCUUGCAGCGACGUGUGCUGCGACGCAAGAAGCAACAGCUGCGUGAGCUGAAUGCUGCCAAGCGUCUGAAGAGCGCAACUGAGAGCGGUGAGGAGCUAACGGCUGCACCAUUGCCAUUGAGGCCGCUGCCACGUGCUUAUCUCCAGCGUUUGGCUUUAACGCUGCAGGCCACAACAGAAACGCCAACAGAAGAGUCGACGACGACGACGGCGGCGGCGGCGGCGGCCACAGAGACAGCGCAGCUGUUGCUCAAGACGGAAAGCGGAUUGGAGGAGCAAGUGGAGCCAUUACUACAAGCCAAUCAUCAGCACCACCGUUCCAACAGCAACAAUAAUAAUAAUAACAACAACAAUGUGUUUAAUAACAACAACAACAAUAGUAGUAGUAGUAGUAGUAAUAAUAAUAACAAUAUGAAUAAGCAAGUUAGCAUUAGCGAUAAAUUCAAUGUGAUAAAAGUGGAAGAAAUGGAUACGACGGAACCCAUGGCAGCAGCAACUGGUGCUGCUGCUGCUGAGCUCCAACCAGUGGCCAGCACAUCGGCAGCAGCCGCAGCACGUGCCGCCGAGGUGGCAGCAGCUGCAACAACAACGGCAACGGCAACUGUUGCUGCUUCCAUAGAGCAAGUGGCCAAAACGAUAAAGCGUGAGCUCAUCGAUGCCGACGAUUCGAAUGAGCCGCUGAGCAGCAUACGCCAGCAUAGUCAGGAUCAACAGCAGCAGCUGCAGUCUGAGGCAGUGGCGAAAGCUUCGGAUGCGGCCAGCGAUGCUUUGGAUGACGAUGAGGCCGAGGAUGAUGUCAAUUUGGCGCAGCUGAGCAGCAUUAUACGCCACACGGCCGUUAAGCGUGAGCAGGCGAAGCUGCAAAAGUUGCAGCAGCUGCAGCUGGAGGAGGAACGCAAUCCCUGCUAUAAUCAGCUGCCGGAUGUGAUACGCCAGCAUGACGAUGAGCUGCUGCGUCAAAUGCACGCCACCCUGCCAGAGGAACAGCAAACGGAGGAGGACUAUCUGGGUGGACUGUCGCCGACGUCCAGUCAACGCUUGGACAUCUGCAAUGAGCUGUUGCUGGAAAUACGUCGCGACUGGCUGCACUUUCGCCCCAAGACGCCCACCGAUGAGCUGUGGGAGCAGCAGCAGCUGGAGGAGCAGCAAGAGCAUCUGCUGGCAAAGGUCGACUGGACAGAGGAUACGCCCAUAAGUCUGGAGCUCAAUCGUUUGGGCAAAAGCGCUGCAAUCACCGCCGACGAGGAGCUGCCCUCGCACUUCCUCAGCAGCGAGUUUAAGUAUACAGAUCUCGAGGCGGAUGCACAGCUGCUGGAAUACACGGGAGGCAACCGCAGUCCAGAGCCCACCAAUGGCAACUGCUCCGACAGUGGCUCAGCGCUGGAGUUUAAUCUCAGCGGCGGCGAUUCGCUCAACGACAUCAACAAUUUGCUGGGCGACGAGCUGGUCAACAUAUUGCAAGAGUGCAGCAUGGAUGACCCGAAGACGACGAGCUUCUGGAAUGGCAUACUCGAUGGCGAGGCAGCGGUGGAUGAGGUCGAGAAUGCCGAGCAGCUGCUCGAUUGCAAAGCGGCCAAUGCAAGUGGCGAGCAGAAGCGUCAGCUGCGUAGCAAGCAGCAGACGCGUGGGCACCCGCUAAUUCCGCUGGGCAGCUCCAGCUUCAAUGUCAGGGAUGCCAAGGAGCUGUUCUUUAGUGAGCCAGCGCCAAUGCCCGUCAAGCAGGAGCCAGAGGCAGCGUCAAGUCCAGCAGCAGCAGCAGCAGCAACACCAACGAUAGCAACAGCAGCAGCAGCAACAACUGUCACAGUAGCAGCAACUGAAGCAACAACAGAGCUGCAAACGCUGCAGAGCAUCAAAACGGAGCCAGUUGAGCUAAAUGCCACGCCCACAGCGCCCAUAACGGUGACAGUGCCAGCAGCUGCAGCAGCAGCAGCAGCAACGCCAGUGUCAGUGCCAGCAACAGCAACAGCAGUGCUGCUUAACAAUGCGCAGCCACAGCUCAUCAACAUACCCGCGCAAAUAAACUCACAACAGCAGCAGCAGCAACAGUUGCUGCAGUCAAAGCCAACAUCAGCAGCAGCAGCAGCCACAACAACAACCGUUGCUGUUACUCAACAACUGUUGAAUCAAUUUGCAGUUGCUGCGCCCGCCGCCACGCAGCUCAUCGCACGCACAGAAUUCGUCGGCAACAGCAACAGCACGGGGGGCACAGCUGUCGGCGAUAUUGUGACCAUCACACCUCACACGGGCAGCAGUCCGCUGCCGACGCUGACAGCGCAACAGCAGCAGCUGCAGCAUCAGCUGGCGCAGGCGCAGCUACGCAACGUGACCGUGCAACAGCGCCAGGCCACGCCGCAGCAACAAGAUCAGCAGCAGCAGCCACAGCAACAGCAGCAGCAACCGCUGCAACAAUUGCUCUUUCAAAUGCAACGCGACAAUAGCGGCAUACCCACUGUCAUUUCCACCCAGAGCAUUGUCAGCGCCGCACGUAGCGCUGGCAACCACAUGAUCUACACCACCAGCAGCGGCGAGAUUGUCACUGCUGCUGCUGCUGUCGGCGGAGGCGGCACCCAGAAGGUCACCUAUGCCAUACAGAAGAGCAACAGCGGCAAUGGCGGCGGCGGCGGCAAUGGCACCACCAGUGCCACCCUUGGCCCCAAUACAGUCAUAACCCUCUCCAAUGUCAAACUGCAGCAGCAGUCGAACGAUGACGUCACUGUGCCCGCCUCAGCAGCAUCCAGCGUUAAUAUUAUCAACACUGCCAGUGGACAGCAGUUGGCGGUGCACAGCAUUGCGGGUCUACAGCAGCAACAGCAGCAACAACAACAGCAGCAGCAACAAGUGCUUGUGGCCACGCCCACGCGUAACAACAAUGCCACCCAUCAGCAACAGUUGGUGCAGCAGCAGCAACAGCAGCAGCCAAUACUGUGGCGCCAAGUGAGCGGCACCAACACGGCGGUGGCCACCACAGCGGUGCUCACUGGCACCACCUCGGACACGGCCACAGCUGUGGGCAACAAAAUACUCUGGACGCCCCGUCCCCAAAAGCGACAGCUCAAUGGACCCGAGAAUACAGACAUCAACAAGUUGCUGUUAAAUCGAAAAUUCUCGCAGCGCAAGGUGGGACAGCAUGCGGUGACUCAGCAGCACAUACAGCUGACAAAGCAACAGUUGCAGCAAUUGGUGCAACAGGAUGACGAUCUAAGCAGCAGCACAGGCAACGAGCAGAUAACACUGCAGGACGGAAACGAUACAAUGCAGCAGCAGCACCAGCAGCAGCAGCAGCAGCAGCAGCAGUUGCAAAAGUUUAGCAAAGUGAUUAAGAUGUCGCAGUUUCCACUGCUUGUCUCGGAUCUGAAUCUGCAGCAGCAGACAAGUCAACAGCAGCAGCAACAGAAGCCCAAUUCGGCGGCAGCCAUUGCAGCGAAUCACAAUUACAGUUUGCAGCCAGCGACGGCCAUAAUAACAUCGCAGGCAGCGCCGCAGCAGGCCAACAAGAUCUUCCUGACGAGCAGCAACAGCAGCGGCGGCGGUGGCGGCAACUUCACCAUUGCCACGGCAAGCGAGUUGCAGGCGGCGGUGGCUGGACAACAGAAGAUUCACUACAAGGAGCUGCCGAAUGCUGGGAAUCUGAAGCUGAAUUUUGUUAGCAGCAGUGGCGGCGGCGGCGCCGGCAACGCUGGCAAUGCAACUGAAGCGUUGGUUACGCAGGCAACACAACAGCUAGGCGCCACUACAGUGGUGCUGAACAAGGCGAGCGGAACGCUGCAGCAUCAGCAACAUCAGCAGCAGCAUCAACAGCAGCAGCAGCAACACCAAAAGCUCAAAGCGAAUGCAGCGGGCCAAGUGCAGCUGCCUGUGCCGGUGGCGGCGGGAGAUAAGCGAGUGCUCUACACUAGUUUGUUGAAUGUCAAGCCGCUGCAGAAGAACAACAGCGGACAGAUGCAGAUGCAGCUUGGCCCGGGUGGACUGCAGCAGGUGCUGCGUGGUCGUCUCAACAACUCGGCCAUACUGGCGCGCACGCUGCCCUUGGGCACCACUGUGAACAGCACGGGAGGCGGUGCUGGCAGCACGCCAACAACAACCAUAAGACAGUUGGUUACCAGCACCAGCAGCGGCGGCGGCGGCAGCAACAAUACCAACAAUGUUGUUGUCGAUGCCAAGGAGCUGGGCAAGACGCAGUUAACCGUGGAGCAGGUGAUGGCUGCCACUGCCAACAAUGGCGGCGUUUCAUUGCCCACUAGCAACAACAACAACACCAGCAACAGCAACAACAACAAUAACAGCAACAGCAGCAAUGCCAAUAGUCUAAACAACAACAAUGCAACAGCUGCAACCAGCAGUGCCACGCCCCCAAUCAACAGAUGAGACGACGAGGACAGCUAACAGGAGGAAAUGGUGCCACUGCUGGCCAUUCCCAGCGGCUCACGUCUCUCCUUCAGUCUGACGGCGCCCAAAAGUCAGCUCAUGAUGGCGCUGGGUCAGCUGCUGCUCCAGUCGAGAGCGACGCCAGUUCGAAAAUGCAGCUGCCAGCUUUGUCUGCUCAAGUUAACGAAGCAUGCGGCGCUCUAAGUACAUAACACACACACACACAUACAAACACACACAUAUAUAUAGCUUAUAUAUAUAGAAUUUGAUAUGCUUAUAUAUAGUGCAUGUUGCUCUUGUUGUUGCUGUUGCUGAUGCUGUUGGUUUUGUCGGCUGAGCGCGAAUCCUAUGUAAUAGUAACUCUUAUGAUUAUAAUGUAAUAAUUUUUAUUUCAAAUUUGUUGCAUAGUGAAGGAGCCACCAAUAACAAAAGUCUUGCUUUAAUUUCGUUUAAGCUAUGCAUGUGUGUUGAGUGUGUGUGUGUGUAUGUUUACUGGUCUUAUUUUUCAAGAUCGAACUUAAUUAACAAAUUAAUUAUAAAUUAUCAGCGCGCGCUCAGCCAGGCAAACAACAAAAGAAACA